Molecule: messenger RNA, 4898 nt
Organism: Dinoponera quadriceps
Lineage: Eukaryota; Metazoa; Arthropoda; Insecta; Hymenoptera; Formicidae
Product: unconventional myosin-Ie-like
Exons: 21
Coding region: 266-3835 (1189 amino acids)
Biological process (GO): actin filament organization; vesicle transport along actin filament
Cellular component (GO): vesicle; actin cytoskeleton; microvillus
Molecular function (GO): microfilament motor activity; ATP binding; actin filament binding
Source: RefSeq, a predicted model, not a curated record
GAGUCGUUUCAGUGCGCGACGGACUACGAAGCCGUCGACAUCGUCGGACGUACGUGUGCGUACGGCUCGACUUUUCGCGUCUCCCGCGUGUCUCCUCGUCACCGUUGACGACUGAACGCGGUCGGUUGAGUGAUCUACCGUGAGCUAUUGUUCUUCGUGUUGUUGUGCGUUAUGUGUGCGUGAACGUGGCUCGAACGUGGCUGAAGGUGACCGGACGGCCAGGUGAUCAGUUGUGACUACCCGUGAGACUAUUCAUUCCGACGAUAUGGUGUACCACUGGCAGAGUCAAAAUGUCAAGAUUUCCGGCGUGGACGACAUGGUCCUCCUGCCGAAGAUCAACGAGGACAGCAUUAUCGAGAAUCUCAAGAAGAGAUACAUGGACGAUUACAUAUUCACAUGCAUCGGACCCGUGCUGGUAUCGAUCAAUCCCUUCAAGCAGAUGCCGUAUUUCGGGGAGAAGGAGAUCGAAAUAUACCAGGGCGCGGCACCGUACGAAAAUCCACCGCACAUCUACAGCCUGGCGGAUGAGAUGUACCGAAACAUGCUGAUCGACAACGAGAGCCAGUGCGUUAUUAUCAGUGGAGAGUCCGGCGCCGGAAAGACUGUCGCCGCAAAGUACAUAAUGUCCUACGUGGCGAGGGUGAGUGGCGGUGGCGACAAAGUGCAGAGGGUGAAGGAUAUUAUUCUAGAAUCGAAUCCACUCUUGGAAGCGUUCGGCAACGCGAAGACCACGAGGAACAACAACAGCAGCAGAUUCGGAAAGUACGUCGAGAUGCAGUUUGGAUCGGGCGGUCAGCCGAGCGGAGGCAAGAUCUCGAAUUUUCUUUUGGAAAAGUCGAGAGUAACCUGCCACAAUCCCGGCGAGCGGAAUUUCCAUAUAUUUUAUCAGCUGGCCACGGGCGCCAAUCAAGCGAUGAAAUCUGAAUUUGGACUGACGGAGCUCGAUUAUUAUCACUACCUGAAUUACGGCGGCAAUCAUAGGGUGGACGGCACGAAUGACGCUCGUGAUUUUCAAGAAACCCUCAAAGCAUUGAGUGUCAUGGGAAUAGAAGACGCAGAAAUGAUGAAUAUAUUCAGGCUGGUAGCUGGAAUUCUUCACGUGGGAAACAUACAGUUCGCCGAGAAGGGCAAUUACUCACAAAUAGCCGAUGAACAAUUUCUCGAGUUUCCAGCUUACCUGUUCGGGGUCUCGGUGGAGCAGCUUUCGCAUAAGUUAAUCUCCCGAGAAUUCGAGUCGAAAUGGGGAAGUCAAUCUGAGAGCGUGGACGUGACGUUGAAUGUGGAACAGGCGCUUUAUGCUAGGGAUGCUUUAGCGAAGGACAUCUAUGCCAGGCUCUUUGAUUAUUUAGUCAAGAAAGUCAAUUCGGCCAUGGAGACAAACACGGACGGAUACGAGAUAGGAAUUCUGGACAUAUACGGCUUCGAGAUCUUCGAGAAGAAUGGCUUCGAGCAGUUCUGCAUCAAUUUCGUGAACGAGAAGCUGCAACAGAUCUUCAUCGAACUCACGUUGAAGGCGGAACAGGAAGAAUAUGUUGCCGAAAAUAUCAGAUGGACGCCGGUCGAAUUCUUUAAUAACGCCAUCGUGGUGGAACUUCUUGAGGGUAAGAGGCCACCCGGUCUGUUCUUGGUGCUCGACGAUGUAUGUGCGACGCUACACGGCGGGAGCACCGGUGCCGACACCGACUUGAAGAAGAAACUGGCGGGAGCGUCGCAGCGACAUGCUCAUUUCCAAGACACCGGCGACGGUUUCGCGAUUCUUCAUUACGCCGGCGUGGUGUCUUAUUCCGUGGAUGGAUUCUGCGAUAAGAACCGCGACGUCCUUUUCUUGGAUCUGAUAGAGCUGAUGCAGACCAGCACGAACUCCUUGGUACGAGAACUUUACCCGCGGGAGAAGGAUGCCGCUAAAACGAAAACCCUCAAAUCUCGACCGACCACUGCGGGCAGUAAGAUUAGGAAUCAAGCUAGUCGCUUAGUUGGACAGUUGAUGAAGUGUACACCGCAUUACAUACGGUGUAUCAAGCCGAAUGAGACGAAAAAGCCGCGGGACUGGGAUCACACGAGGAUCAAGCAUCAGGUGGAGUAUCUAGGUUUAAAGGAGAAUAUUAGAGUGCGUCGAGCUGGCUUCGCCUACAGGAGACCGUUCGCCAAGUUUCUACACAGAUAUGCGAUUCUGACGAAAGGCGUUCUGACGUGGCCUCGUUGGCCCGGAAACGAGAAGCAAGGCGUGGAAUGGAUAUUGAACAGUGUCCAUAUCGACAGAUCGCAAUAUCAGCUUGGUAAAACGAAAAUCUUUAUCAAGGCGCCCGAAAGCCUCUUUAUGCUAGAGGAAGCUCGUGACCGGAAGUACAAUAUGCACGCACGAGUCAUUCAGAAAGCCUUCAAGAAGUAUUUUGCACGGAAAAGGCAGGCACAGCAGAAGCAGGAAGCGGCUAAUCUCUUCUUCGGCCGUAAAGAACGAAGGCAAGCGAGCUUGAAUAGGAAUUUCGUGGGAGAUUAUAUAGGAUUGGAGACCAAACCGCAAACGAUGAGUCUCAUCGGAAGACGGGAAAAGGUGUUCUUUGCUGAAGUUGUGAAAAAGUACGAUAGGAGAUUUAAGAUGUCCAGAAGGGAUCUUAUACUUACCGGAAAGUGUCUUUACUUAAUCGGCCGAGAGCAAAUAAAGAAAGGUCCUGAGAAAGGCAAAUCCAUCCAAGUUAUUAAGAGGAAGUUGCCAUUUAAUCAAAUCAGUCACGUAUCAUUAAGUACGCUGCAGGACAAUUUCGUAAUUAUCCAUACGAAGGAAGACUACGCCAGCUUGUUGGAAUCUGUAUUUAAAACGGAAUUCCUAUCUAUCCUCAAUAAAAAAUACCUAGAAGACACUGGCCACUGUUUGAACGUUAGGUUUAGCAAUAACUUAGAGUUUAAAGUGAAGAAAGAAGGUUGGGGCGGUGGUGGAACGAGGGAGCUGAAAUUCAUACAGCUGGAUUACGGUGAUCGAGAAAUCCUAAAAUCGAGCGGCAAAGUUCUCCAUAUCAGCGUCGGUCCGGGAUUACCGAACACGACGAAACCAAAUCGAAAUCGAUCGAUAAUCUCGCCCUCUUAUCCGCGCAACGGUAAUAUUUCGAAGCCAAGUCGUCGAACGCCGCAGCUGAUCUUGCAAGCAAACGACACGAAUGUCUCGGCCGCAUUUCCGAGUAAUCAGACCACCGUAGCGGCCACGAGAAUGUCCGUAAGACCUGUAGCGGCCGAGAGGACUACGGCACCCGCACAAGCGCCUUCAAAUGACAGACCGAACAUUCCACCAAAUCGGCCAAGUUUUCAAGUUGCACAGCCUCGUAAGGACGUGAGGAAGGGAGUAAAUCAACCGAACAAAUUGCAGAACAAAUCGAUUACUACAAUGGGCAUGUUCACCAAUCCCACUGCCGGGCCACGUGGUUUGCUGAAAUUUCCUCCACCGCCUACAGAACCACCGCCUCCGCAUGAACCUGCAGGGUUUAGAUUGCCGCCCCUCAAUAGCGAAUACGAUAAUAAGGUUUCUAGUCAUCUGAACAAAGGAAUGCAAACGAGCCAAGAAUGGAACGCUAGACAAUCCAAUGACGCGACGAUGCAUACGAGAAGAAUGGAAGAAAAUGUCGCGUACGCAAUAGCCAAUAAAAAGCCGCCUCAGAAACCCACACCACCGAGUUUGCCAAAGGUUAAAGCUUUAUACGACUAUGAGCCGCAGGAUCUCGAUGAGUUAGGGCUCAAAGAAGGCGAUAUCAUAGAAGUACUCAAAGAACAUGAGGGUGGUUGGUGGCAUGGAAGACUGAAAGGGAAGACGGGUCUCUUCCCUGCGAACUAUGUAGCAAAGUUGUAAAUUCCGUGACCGAUAUAGGAUAACUUUCACCAAACUUCCACUAAGCUAAUCGAUAACUAAUACGUUUACAUGGUGGUCUAAAACCGAUUUAGUGACACUCAUAAAGCUUCACCAGCAUGAAAUUGAUUUGACAACUCUCGAUGUUGUAAUUACUAACGUCGUACAUGAUUUAUAGUAUGAUUAUAAUAUGGUUUAUACGAUAUGUAACAUUAAUAAUUACAAUAUCGAAGAUUAUAUACAUACAUAUAUAUAACAAUAAGUUUUAUGCUGUUCAUGUAAGAUAAAAACGUACUCGGAAAGAUUUUGGAUAUCGGCCUUGGACAGAUACAUGCUCCAAGAUCUAAAAAUAAAGUGCUUAUCUAAAAAUAUAUAGGAAAUGAUUUUUAUGAUUACUACACGAUAUAAUAGCGUAUUGUGAAAAUUAAAAUUGGAGAUUCGUAUACAAAAGAUUCAGUGUCAUGUAACAUUUUAUAUCUUCCAUAUUGGACGAACGUUCGUUUACAAAAAUUUAUUAAAAUUUAAUGAUAAGUUUAUUCAUGACGGUUGUAGAGUUAUGAAAUUACAAAUAUUUCAGACUCCUUUUAAAAUAUCCAAAGAAAUGUUUCGUAGUAUAAUUCGAUGCUUAAUAUAUUUGAUAAGCAUCUUAUUAUAAGAUUUAGAAGAGACAUAUACAUGAUAAAGUAUAUGUGUAAUUUUCAUUGUUAUAUAGUUAGUUUAUAAGAAAUGAUUGUGAUUUUUGAUCGGUAUUUAUAACAAAAUAUAACGUUACCAAAUAUGAAAGUGACAAAUAGUUCGUAAUAUGCUGAAAAGAGAAUCGAUGUUUAAACAAUCAAUCAUAGUAAAAUAUUAAUACUUUGUCACAGAUUAUAUCUUAAAAACAUCGAGAAUAACCUUUUCACGUAUUUAAUAUAUAUAAAAAGUAUUAAUAAUAUUUAAUGAUGCUUAAAAGAAGGAUGUGAUAACGUGCAUGUAUAUACUACCCGAUAUAAAACAACGAGAUAAUCAAUCUUUUGUUAAAUAUUUAUUAUUUCUGAAAUAAAAAUCCCUUUGACCUGUUAUUUUA